GGGAUGGAAGCAUACCAGUAUUCUCCACUACCUCCCCGCAAUAUCAGGCUGCUUCACCUCCACACUAAAUCUGGUGACGACGAACUUGUUGCGGAACUGAGGACGUUACCGCUAGAAACUGCUGCCAUUAUCGAAUUUUCUGCUCUCUCAUACGCUUGGGGAGAUCCCCUUCCGCGAAAGAGAAUUAUCUGCUCUGGGCGUGCGGUCGAAAUUGGCCCAAGCCUGCACAAUACCUUAGUCAACAUUAGAUCCCGACAAUACCGACGCUUGAUCUGGGCAGACGCGUUGUGUAUCAACCAGAACAAUAGAGCUGAGCGUGCUUCCCAGGUUCGUCUUAUGGGCGAGGUUUAUUCAGCAGCGGCUACGACCGUGAUAUGGCUCGGCGCGGAAUCGGACAGCGUCGGACGAGCAUUUGAGUUCCUUCGCAAGUUC
Molecule: messenger RNA, 432 nt
Organism: Ilyonectria robusta
Lineage: Eukaryota; Fungi; Ascomycota; Sordariomycetes; Hypocreales; Nectriaceae
Product: heterokaryon incompatibility protein-domain-containing protein
Exons: 1
Source: RefSeq, a predicted model, not a curated record